AAAUUUUCAAUAACAAAGAAAAAUCAAAGAUUUUUAAUGAAAAUUUAUUACUUAAUUCCGAAAAUGACUUUCAAGAAAACUACGAAAGUGAAAAAAGAUUUGAAUCUGUUGACAAUGAUUCCAAUGAGGAACAUGAAGCAGAAUAUUCAUCCGGCGAUGAAAGAGAUGUACAUCCUCGUGAUGUCUCUUCAGAUUCAAUUUCAAUUUCCGAAAUGGAAAAAGCUUUACCAAAAUACAAACAGAAUAUUCAAGAGAUUGUAGAAAAAUCUCAUAAUGCAUUUUCCUCUCAAAUAGAUACAAUUUUUACUGAGGUUCGGAACAAGUUAGAAGCACAAGAUCAAAAAUUACAACAAAAAGUCUCAGAAAUUGAUUUAGAUCAUCAAAACCGCAUUGAACGACAAACUCAAGAAAUUUAUAAUAAUGUUGGUGCAAAUAUGAAGAAAGCUCUAUCAGAGUUUGAAGAGGGUUUGAACGAAAAUAUUAGAUCAAAAUUUGACAACUUUGAUAAAAAUAUUCAACAAUAUAUUGAAUCCAGAAUCAAAGAUGAAAUUGUGAAUUCUCAAAAAUUCUGUGAUGACACUACUCAAUUCAUAAAUAAUAUGGAAUCAAUAAUUGAUAAUAAAGUUGAUAAAUACAUUCGUGAAUUCUACUUAAAAUAUGAUGAUAAAUCUGGUGUCGAAAGUAUUGAUGAUGAAACCGGAAAUCAAAGAUAUAUAUUAGAAGGCGAGGAUAAUAAAAAUUAUGACCUAGCUAAUGAAUUAUCCAAUUUUGAAAAAGAUAUGAAUGAUCAAUAUUCAGAAAUCGAUAAGAAAACUUCUAAUAUUGAAAUCUCUCUUAAAAAAAUACAUGAAAAUAAUUUUAAACCUGAAGUAACUCAAUCAAAAAUUAACACUUAUUCUGAUAAAUUUAAUACCGAAUUUCGAAAUUUGCAAGAUUUAAGUAAAGAAACUGAUCAAAAAAUUCAAAUUAUCGAAAAUGAUAUUAAUAAAUUAAAACAAGAAGUAGAAUGUUUAGAAUUUGAAGCAAAGAUCGAUGAACAAUUGGAAAAUAAGCUUAAAGAAUACGAUGGAAAGAUCAAUUGUGCGGAGGAAGCAAUGAUCAAACUUGAAAAUAAAUAUCAAGAAUUGAGUGAGCAAACCACGAAAAUUCUUGACACUGUCAAGAAAGAAUCUGAUAAAGUCGACGUCCAAAUAGAUGCAUUGAAAAAAAGUGAUGAAUCGAUAGAACAAUUAUUACUUAAAGAAAUUCAAGAUAAUGAAAAUAGAAUAAUAAAUAAACUUAAAGAAGAUAGGGAGGCCAAGAUGGCACAGAUGAUCGCGGCUGUUAAAGAGGAGGCAGCGAGAGUAAUGGAACGGGUAGAUAUUCUGGAAGCUGCUGACAAUACUUUAAGUAAAAUUUUAAAAGAAAAUGAAGAGAAAGUUGUGAAAAUGAUCGAGGAGGAUAAAGUAGCCGCAGAUAAAAUUAUUCAAGAACGUAUUAAAGAAGCGAUCAAUACAUAUACGAGUGAAUAUGGUGAAACAGUGGAGCGGCGGGUUCUUGAGGCAGUUCAACAAUACGAAGAACGUGUCAACAAAUUGGAAGAUACUUCUUUUGAACUUGAAAACACGUUCGCGGAGGAAAUCAAAACAACAAAGGAAAAAAAACUUCGUUCUUUUGAAGAAGACAAUCAAAAAUUAAAAGAAUCUAAACGAGAAUAUAAAGAAAAAUUGUUGGAAAAAGAUUUGGAGAUACAAGAACUUAAAGUAACGGUGGCAUCUAAUCAUUCUUUGGCCAUACGACUUGAAGAAGAUAAAGCUUCAUUGGAAAGAAAGGUGAAUGACUUGAGGACAGAACGCAAGCAACUGGAAAACAAAGUCAAGGACUAUGAGAAUAGGUUUCAUGAAGCUGAUAGACGAUAUCGAAACAAAUUAUUGGCUAACGAGGAAGAUUUAAAACGCCUUAAACAAGAAAAUGAAAAAUAUGAAAAAUGGGCACAAAAAGCUGGAA
Dentiscutata heterogama is the source of this 1986-nucleotide messenger RNA. Lineage: Eukaryota; Fungi; Glomeromycota; Glomeromycetes; Diversisporales; Gigasporaceae. The record is from the annotation of a GenBank genome assembly.